Cervus elaphus (red deer) is the source of this 1730-nucleotide messenger RNA. It is a transcript of the gene CLEC7A, whose product is annotated as C-type lectin domain containing 7A. The transcript has 6 exons. Gene Ontology annotation, molecular function: (1->3)-beta-D-glucan binding; pattern recognition receptor activity. The record is from RefSeq and is a predicted model, not a curated record. Gene Ontology annotation, cellular component: cell surface. NCBI's taxonomy places the organism in Eukaryota, Metazoa, Chordata, Mammalia, Artiodactyla, Cervidae. The coding region runs from base 105 to 848 and encodes 247 amino acids. Gene Ontology annotation, biological process: positive regulation of lymphocyte activation; detection of fungus; cellular response to molecule of fungal origin.
CCACAUGACUUGACUCACAGAUCCUCUUUUGUCCACAGGCAGUUGUCUUAGGAGAGAGAAGAAAGCUUUCAGAUGCUGUGUCAAUUCAGGAACUCAGUAGAACAAUGGAAUACCAAUCUUCGGUAGAAAAUUUGGAUGAAGAUGGAUAUACUCAAUUAGACUUCAGCUCUCGCAACAUCACCAGGAGAUCUGUAGUCUCAGAGAAAGGACUUUGUGCUGUAUCCUCUCAUUGCCAUCUGAUUGCUGUGACUCUGGGCAUUUUAUGCUCAGUGAUGCUGGUGAUAAUUGUGGUCCUGAGUACCUCAGGUAUUUGGAGAUCCAGUUCAGGGAACAACCUGUUGAAGAGUGACAGCAUUCCAUCAAGAAAUAAAGACAACCAGAGUCAACCCACACAAUCAUCUUUAGAAGACAGUGUGAUACCUACCAAGGCUCUCAGGACCACAGGAGUUUUCUCUAGCUCUUGUCCCCCUAACUGGAUCACACAUGAGGACAGCUGUUAUCUAUUUAGCACACCAUUAGAUUCCUGGGAUGGAAGUAAAAGACGAUGCUUUCAACUGGGCUCUAAUCUCCUGAAGAUAGACAGCUCAAAAGAGUUGGAAUUUAUAUCAAGGCAAGUGUCUUCCCAACCUGAUCAUUCAUUCUGGAUAGGGCUUUCUCGCCGUUGGACAGAAGAACCGUGGCUCUGGGAGGAUGGCUCCACCUUGUUGUCUAACCUGUUUCAAAUCAGAAGCACAGUUACCGAAAAAGACUCAUCUCACAACUGUGUAUGGAUCCAUGUGUCAGACAUUUACGACCAGCUCUGUAGUGUGCAUUCAUACAGUAUUUGUGAGAAGAAGUUGUCAGUAUAAUGGUAGAGGAUCAGAGAGAAGUAUGUAAGAUAUUAAGGAGGGUAUAAAUCCAAAGAGAAAAGAGAUAUAUUUGAGGUCAAAAUAAUUGCUGAAAAAAAUAUCAAGAGAGCUCAGCCAACUUUAAUCUUAGCUGAGAAACAGGAUGGAAGGCUGUGAUUUCCAUACUCCCCAAGUCUAUUGGGUAAUCAGUAUUGUGUUCUAAUUAUUAAAGUCCUAGAAAUAGAGUCAGAACACCUGACCUUGAAUUUUCAUUCUAUCAAUAGUAAUUUUCAUUCUGCCAUUCUAUUUAUCUGGGAUUAGCUGUGAAUUCUUGGUGUUUCAGGACAUCUUAAUUUCUGACUAUACCAGAGUUGUAUUUUGUUCUAAAAACUGCCACUGGAGUUCAUAUGGUGUGUUUCACUACUUAUUCUUCCACUUUUAGCAGUGUAUCAGACACAGAUAGCAAUAUAUUUUGAAUAGCUAAGUGAAAAAGAGGAAAAAAAAUGCUUUACUAAAAUCAGAACCUUUUUGUCAUUUUAUUCAUCAAUAUGGUCAUGAUUAUGAUCAAAAGCAUCUUAAAAACCACCAAUUGCAUCUUUUUUUCCUUUAAUUAAAUAACCAAGAGAACAUGUCUGCCAUAUCGCUAAGAGAAUCUUGUAUAACGUGAAAUUAUAGGGAAUCUACUUUGGUAAGAAACAUUUCUCUUUUUAAAUACUAUCAAUCAAAAAAAGAUCUGAUUAAUAAAUAUAAAAACGUAACCUGUCCUAUUGGCUAAGGUAUUAACAUUUUGUAAUGCAAAACAUGUUUUAUUAUUUCUAUGAUGACUGUUUGGCAGUUUUCAGCAAUUCCUCAGAAAUUACUGUAAAAGGUAUUAUUGGAACCUAAAUAAGUUUCCUUAUGUGA